Molecule: messenger RNA, 1170 nt
Organism: Gadus chalcogrammus (walleye pollock)
Lineage: Eukaryota; Metazoa; Chordata; Actinopteri; Gadiformes; Gadidae
Product: gap junction alpha-3 protein-like
Exons: 2
Coding region: 262-1170 (302 amino acids)
Biological process (GO): cell communication
Cellular component (GO): connexin complex
Source: RefSeq, a predicted model, not a curated record
GAGACAGGACACACUUUGACUCAUCAGGCUGGAGUUCUUAUCUUCAGCUAAUUAAAUUAUUUCUGGUAAAGCACUCAUGGGGUUAAUCUGCUGCAAUGUAAAUCUCCAACUAAUUAAAUGAUGGAGAGAGAGUCAGAGAACUGACUGUAGGAAAGUAUCAAAGUGGAGGCUGCUGUUGACCGUCUCCGAGAAACGCCUGCGACAUCUCUGCCGGCUGAUCCAGGGAACUGAAGGAGGCCUGUCGCCAAGGGGACCGUCGCCAUGGCCGACUGGAACCUGCUAGGGAAGCUGCUGGAGGCCGCUCAGACGCACUCCACCGUGGUGGGCAAGGUGUGGCUCACCGUGCUCUUCAUCUUCCGCAUCCUGGUUUUGGGCGCGGCCGCCGAGAAGGUUUGGGGCGACGAGUCGUCGGGCUUCACCUGCGACACCAAGCAGCCUGGCUGUCAGAACGUCUGCUACGACCGCACCUUCCCCAUCUCCCACAUCCGCUUCUGGGUGCUGCAGAUCAUCUUUGUGUCCACGCCCACGCUCAUCUACCUGGGCCACAUCCUGCACCUGGUGCGCAUGGAGGAGAAGCAGCAGCAGAAGGAGAAGGACAGCGAGGAGGAGCAGGCGCUGCUGGCGGCCGAAGGAGGAGGAGGAGGAGGAGGAGGAGGCAAGACCAAGAAGGCGCCGGUGAAAGACGGCCAGGGCCGGGUGCGUCUACAGGGGGAGCUGCUGCGGACGUACGUCUUCAACAUCAUCUUCAAGACGCUGUUCGAGGUGGGCUUCCUCGUGGGGCAGUACAUGCUGUACGGCUUCCAGCUGAAGGACAUGUACACCUGCGACCACUGGCCCUGCCCCAACACGGUGAACUGCUACAUCUCGCGGGCCACCGAGAAGACCAUCUUCAUCCUGUUCAUGCUGGUGGUGGCCUGCGUGUCGCUGCUGCUCAACCUGGUGGAGAUCUGCCACCUGGGCUUCACCAAGUUCCAAAAGGGCCUGUGCUUCCGCCGCCCACGCCGGAAGAACGCGGAGCCCAGCGGGACGCCCUACGACACGGUGGAUGCGCCGUUGGGCACUGAGAACAAGAGCGACAGCGACAGCGGCAACGGCGGAUCCUUCGAGAGACCGGAGGACAAGCGAGGGAACAGCAACAAAAAGACGCGGGACGGCGACCUGAAGGUCUAG